This is a messenger RNA of Ichthyophthirius multifiliis, 1357 nucleotides long. RefSeq lists its product as hypothetical. NCBI's taxonomy places the organism in Eukaryota, Ciliophora, Oligohymenophorea, Hymenostomatida. The record is from RefSeq and is a predicted model, not a curated record. The transcript has a single exon.
AGGAAAUUUUUUAACAUAUUCAAUAGCUUUUAUAGAAUCGGAAAACGUUUAAAUAAUAAAAUUAUUAUUAUUAGCAAAAUACAUUUAAUAUUAUUACAAAAUAAAGCUAUUAUCAUCAAUUAAUAUUAUAUUUUUCUUAGUUUUUUUUUUUUUUAUUAUAAUAUCAUCAUAAUUACAUAAAUUAUUAUUUGUUUUAUUUAAAAGGACAGAAUCACAUCUACUCAUAGAAAAUAAGCUGUCUUAGCUUUCUUUAUAUAUUAAUGAACUAUAUGUAAAACAAGGGAGGUAAAAAAUAAAGCUAGAACCCACAUUUUUUUUAGAUUAAAAAAAUACAUCACCUCCUAUUUAAUUUGAAAUUUAUUUACAAGAGUAUAAUCCAACACCUGAGCCUCCGUAUGUAUGUUUUAUUUAUUUACUUGCUUAUUUGAAGAUUUAGAAGAUGUUUUUUUAUUCCUCCAUUUCGAUUCCUAUUCCUGUAUCUAGCAUUUCAAAUUUGAGAUAUCCUUUACUUUCUGGUUAUUCGUUUUCUUCAUUUUAUAAAUUAUUGUUAUUUUGAUAAUUUGGAUGCAGAAAGGCUUACGAUUUCGAAUUUUUAAAUUCUUAAGAGAAAUCAUUUUACAGCAUUCUACUUUAGGAAUAGAGUUUAGAAGGCAAUAUUUACAAAUUCUUUUAAAUUUCGUCCAAUGUAUGGUUUGUAAAUUAUUUGGGUGUAUUAUGUGAUAUAAUAUUUUAGUCAUAAUAGUUUUCACAUGUAUCGGAAAUUUUGGUAGAAUUGGAAUUGUAUAUGUUUGCUUCAUCUUCAUCAGAACUGUCAUCUAGAUCAUUUAUUUUAUUACUUUUUUAAUUUUCAAAGUCAUUUAUAAUUGCUAAAGAAUUCGUGUUCAAGUUUUCCUUUUUUUCAUUUUCAUUUAAGAAGCUAACAAUUAGAUUUAUUUGCCCUUUUUCGGUAAAUUUAAAAGCAUUUGAAAGGAGGUUUUGCAAUAUAGAAUUUACUUCUUGUUAAGGAAUUUUUAUUACUUUAGGUAAAUUUUAUUAAGCUAUUACUUAGAAAUUUACUUGAGGUUUAUUGUCUGUAAAGCAUUUAUUGGUUUAUUAAAAUUAUUCUAAAAAUUUGUAAAUUUCAACUUUUUGUUCGAUUGGAGAUUAUAAGUAAUGAGAAUUUUAUUAAUCAUGUUAUUAAAAGUAAUCGAGUAUUUUAGAUAUUGAUAAGUUCAUUUAUUUUAUACAUAUUUAUAUAGUUUUGACAUAUAAUGAGUUAUUAUUAAUUUCUUUUAUAAGUUAUUCUAGACUAAAAGUUAUUUAUUAAAGGUGAUUUCUUAAAUCAUGAACAAAAAUUGGGAUUUAUCCUAGUUCUUCC